AUGCCUCACGUCGAUAUCUUGUUCAACCAGUUGCCGAAGAGGAAAACCCAGCCAGCGCAAGUUAAAACGGCUAUCGAGAAUUUUGAAGAAUGUAUUGUCGAUGUGAGAAAUAGAAUUGAUGACAUAAUAAAUGGAGCCAAAAGUAUUUGCACUGAACUGAAAAAGAGACGACGUAAUAAUAGCAGUCACGAUCACCGAGUUGCCGCAUUAGAAGUAUGCGACAAUAUAGUGAAUUAUGCAAAUGACAGAUUUCAAUUCAAAGAUCUUUUGGUAGCCGCAUCCCUUUUUUUUCCCGAACACUUUGGAGAAUACUGUAGUAUGUUUCCGGAUGACAAGUUGGAAACUACCUGCUUGGCUUAUCCCGAAUUAGAAAAAAGUCGUUUAAAGUUGUCUGUUAUUUAG
Messenger RNA from Acanthoscelides obtectus, 402 nucleotides. Lineage: Eukaryota; Metazoa; Arthropoda; Insecta; Coleoptera; Chrysomelidae. The record is from the annotation of a GenBank genome assembly.